UCUUAGCUGUUGAAGAUGAGGUUUGAGGACAUUCUGGAGGAGGUUGGCGGCUUCUCCAAAUUUCAGGCUCGAGUGCUGCUCAUACUCUGCCUGCCCCGUGUUAUCCUUCCACUCCACUUCCUGCUCCACAACUUUAUAUCGGGUGUGCCAUCCCACCAUUGUGCCCUGCCACAGCUGGGUGAUGGAACGGAAACAGGAGAGAUUUCUCCAGAGGACCCAGAAAUCCUUGCCCAGCACUUGCCACGUGGUCCUGAUGGAUCCAUCAGCUCCUGUCGAGCAUUUGCCAUCCCUACACACUUUGAUCCUGAUGCUGAUGUUUUCAUCCAGUAUGGCAACAGGUCAAAUGUGACUGUCCCAUGCCAGCAUGGAUGGGUGUACGACCGCUCACAAUUCUACUCAACCACUGCCACGGAGUGGGAUUUAGUAUGUGAAAAUAAAAAUUUAAACCAAGCUCUUGCAACAUUUUUCUUCAUUGGAGUCACUGCUGGUGCUGUCUUAUUUGGCUACUUAGCAGAUAAGUUUGGACGGAGGCCUAUGAUGCUGGUGUCCUUUGUAUCAAGUGCUGUGUUUGGCUCUCUGACUGCUUUCUCCACUUCCUACGUGAUGCUUGCCAUCACCAGGACUCUCUCUGGGGUUUCACUGACUGGGAUGACAAUAACCACACUUGCUCUGAGCAUCGAGUGGAUAGACAUUAAGCAUCGUACCUUUACAGGCACUAUCAUUAGUCUGGGCUGGAGUGUAGGGAACAUGCUCUUAGCCCUACUGGCCUAUCUUAUUAGAGACUGGAGGCAUCUGAUGCUGGUGGUUACAUCACCUUGUCUGAUUGCCAUUAUUGCCUGGUGGUGGAUCCCUGAGUCAGCAAGAUGGCUGCUGGCCAAUGGCAAGGUGCAGGAGGCUCAGAAGUACCUGGUCCAGUGUGCCAAAACUAAUGGAAAACAUGGCUACACUGAUAAACUAGAUUCUCAGACACUGAAGAAAAUUACAAUUCCUGAGGUUUCCAAUAAGGACCAUUCCUACCUGGAUUUGGUGAGGACACCAAAGCUGAGAAAAAUUGCCAUUUGCUCAGGAAUCUUCUGGUUUGCAGUUGCUUUUACAUAUUAUGGGAUCAGCUUCAAAAUCACUGGGUUUGGUCUGAACAUAUAUCUCACUCAGUUUGUUUAUGGUGCCAUUGAGGUCCCGGCUAAGGUGGGAACAUACUUUGCCCUGGACCGUAUUGGCCGGAGGAAUGGCCAGGCCUGGUCACUCAUCAUUGCAGGAGCCCUGAUUGGUGUCAAUAUGAUUAUACCUAUAGAGUAUGCUGCUGCUCGCACUAGCAUUGCAGUUGUUGGAAAAGGCUUUUCUGAAGCAGCCUUCACCACUGCCUUUCUGUACACUGCAGAACUCUUCCCAACUGUUGUCAGGCAGUGUGGAUUGGGCUACACUUCAUUCAUUGGUCGUUUGGGGGGUUCCUUAGCUCCACUUAUCAUGAUGUUUGAGGACAUCUGGUUGUUUGCACCUCCACUUGUAUUUGCAGCCACGGCUGUAAUCAGUGGAUGUGUUGUCUUCCUGCUGCCUGAGACCCUAAAUGUUCGUCUGCCAGAGAACAUUCUAGAUGUGGAGGAAGGAAGGCACAAAUGGGCAUCAUCCAGAGGAGCAGCAGAAGUUGAGAUGAAUGAGCUCAACUCAUCUCCUCAGAUGGCACAUGAAGAGAGAAGUUCAUGA
Molecule: messenger RNA, 1701 nt
Organism: Chanos chanos (milkfish)
Lineage: Eukaryota; Metazoa; Chordata; Actinopteri; Gonorynchiformes; Chanidae
Gene: slc22a7a
Product: solute carrier family 22 member 7a
Exons: 10
Coding region: 16-1701 (561 amino acids)
Biological process (GO): transmembrane transport
Molecular function (GO): transmembrane transporter activity
Source: RefSeq, a predicted model, not a curated record